AUGAAAUCUCGGUAUCGAUUAAAAACAAAAUCAGCACUAAACAAAGAAGAUACUAGUCAAAGAAAACCAUUUAUUGAAACGAAAUCAACAAUUGACACUGCUAGUCUUCCAUCAUCAUCAUCAUCAUUAUUAAUAAUGCCAUCCAUACCUAAGCGAAGCGAUUGGAGAAAAGAUAAAUGUAAUAUAAGUCUUUUAUUAUUUCUUUAUUUAUUACAAGGUGUUCCACUUGGUAUGGCUGCAUCCAUACCUUUGAUUAUUCAAACAUAUGGCACUAGUUGGUCUCAACAAGCAACAUUUUCAUUUGCUUUUUGGCCAUUUAGUCUUAAACUUCUUUGGGCACCAAUUGUUGAUGCAUUAUAUAUAAAAAGAUAUGGUCGAAGAAAAACAUGGCUUAUACCAGUACAAUAUUUAAUUGGAUUAGUUAUGAUUAUACUUUCAUAUCAUAUUAAUGAUAUAUUACUUACAACAAAAACAUCAACAAAUAAUCAACCACAUAUUUAUUUUCUUACAUCAAUUUUUUUUGGUUUAUCUUUUCUUGCUGCUACACAAGAUAUUUGUGUUGAUGGUUGGGCACUUUCAAUGCUUUCAAGAGAGAAUGUUGGUUGGGCAAGUAUAUGUAAUUCUGUUGGUCAAACAGCUGGAUAUUUUUUGGGUAAUGUCGUUUUUCUUGCAUUUGAAUCAAAAGAUUUUGCAAAUCGUUAUGUACGACAACCAUUAAAUAUGGAAUUACAAUCAACUGGAUUAAUUACAUUUUCUGGUUUUCUUCUAUUUUGGGGGAUAAUUUUUGUAAUAUCAACAACAUUAGUUGCUUUAUUGAAACAUGAAAUUGAUGAAUAUUAUGAUCCACAUGAUCCUCAUUUUGGUCUUACUGAAACAUAUAAAGUUCUUCUAAAAGUGUUUCGUUUACCAUCAGUUCGAUCUAUAGCAUUGAUUUUAUUAACAGCUAAAAUAGGUUUUUCUGCAACAGAUGCAAUGACUGGAUUAGAAUUAAUUGAACGUGGUGUUGCAAAAGAUUCAUUAGCUUUAUUAGCUAUACCAUUAGUACCAUUACAAAUUAUUUUACCAUUUCUUAUAUCAAAAUAUAUGACUGGAAAAAAACCAUUAAAUAUUUAUAUUAAAUCAUAUCCAUUUCGAUUACUUUUAGGUAUAAUCAUGGCUAUAUUUGUCUAUAAUACACCAACAUUUCAAAAUUAUAAUAAAACAUUUCCUUGGUAUUAUUAUACAUUAGCUAUUGUUAUCUAUGCUAUACAUCAAAUAUUUGUAUACAAUAUGUUUGUUUCUCAAAUGGCUUUUUUUGCUCAAGUUAGUGAUCCUAAAAUUGGUGGAACAUAUAUGACAUUACUUAAUACAUUAUCAAAUCUUGGUAGUAAUUGGAUUUCAACAACUGUAUUAUAUGCAGCUGAUUAUUUAACAUGGAAAACAUGUUCAUUAGGUGGUAGUCAAUGUAAAACAGCGGUUGAAGAAAACAAUUGUCAUAUAUUAGGAGGUGUCUGUGAUCUAUCUAUAGAUCCGUAUUAUAUUGAAAUAUCCAUAUGUAUUAUAGCGGGUAUUAUUUGGUUUCUAUGGAAAUACCAAACAAUAAUACGUUUACAAUAUUUGCCGAUUAGUGCAUGGCAACUUAAUAAAUCUUGGCAAAAAAUUCAACGACAAUACAUGGCUGAGUCAGAAACAAAACCAACGCUUACGGAAUUAAAUCCACCACCAGAUUAUGUUUCACAACGUAUUAAAAUCUGGGAGGAAUUAAAAACAAAAUAUCAAAAUUAUGUUGCUUCACAGCCACAAGUUGAUAUUACAAUAACUUUACCAGAUGGAAAAAAGUUACCUGGUAAAUCAUGGAAAACAACUCCAAAUGAAAUUGCACAGGGUAUUAGUCAAGGAUUAGCAGCUGCAACUGUUAUUGCGAAAGUCAAUGGUGAAUUAUGGGAUCUUGAUCGACCAUUUGAAAAAGAUUCAUCAUUAGAAUUAAUUAAAUUUGAUGAUGAACAAGGCAAACAAGUAUUUUGGCAUUCAACAGCACAUAUUAUGGGUGAAGCUAUGGAAUUAUGUUAUGGUGGUUGUUUAUGUUAUGGACCACCGAUUGAACAAGGUUUUUAUUAUGAUAUGUAUCUUGAAAAUCGGACGGUAUCGGGUCUUGAUUAUGAACCAUUGGAAAAAGUUAUGAAACGAAUUGUUAAAGAAGAACAACCAUUUGAACGUUUAGAAAUUUCCAAAGAAGAUUUAAUGCGUUUAUUUGGAUAUAAUCCAUUUAAAGUUCGAAUUCUUAAUGAAAAAGUGCAUACGCCAACGACAACUGUUUAUCGAUGUGGUCCAUUGAUUGAUCUUUGUCGUGGUCCACACAUUCGCCAUACAGGAAAAGUUAAAGCCUUUGCGAUCACAAAAAAUUCUUCAACGUAUUGGGAAGGCGAUCAAACACGUGAAACUUUACAACGUAUAUAUGGAAUAUCAUUUCCUGAUGCAAAACAACUUAAAGAAUGGAAACAUCUUCAAGAAGAAGCAGCUAAACGAAAUCAUCGAAAGAUUGGUCUUGAACAAGAUCUUUUCUUUUUUCAUGAACUUAGUCCUGGUUCAUGUUUCUUUCAUCCGAAAGGAGCACAUAUUUACAAUAAACUUAUUGAAUUUAUUCGAGGUGAAUAUCGUAAACGUGGUUAUCAAGAAGUUAUUUCACCGAAUAUUUUCAAUUCCAAAUUAUGGAAAACAUCUGGACAUUGGGAUCAUUAUUCAGACAAUAUGUUUAAAACAGAAAUUGAAAAAGAAGUCUAUGCACUUAAACCAAUGAAUUGUCCAGGACAUUGUGUUAUGUUUUCAUCACGUCUUCGUUCAUGGCGUGAAUUACCAUUACGUAUGGCUGAUUUUGGUGUUUUACAUCGAAAUGAACUUUCAGGAGCAUUAAGUGGUCUUACACGUGUUCGAAGAUUUCAACAAGAUGAUGCACAUAUAUUUUGUACUCAAUCACAAAUAAAAAGUGAAAUAGAAGGUUGUUUAGAUCUUUUAAAACAUGUUUAUGGUAUAUUUGGUUUUACAUUUGAAUUAAAAUUAUCAACGCGACCUUCGAGUUUCUUGGGUGAAAUUGAAACAUGGAAUCGAGCUGAAAGUCAACUUGAAGAAGCUCUUAAAUCAUUUGGUUAUCCAUGGAGAAUUGAUCCAGGUGAUGGUGCUUUUUAUGGACCAAAAAUUGAUAUUACCAUUCGAGAUGCUUUACAACGUGCUCAUCAAUGUGCAACAAUUCAACUUGAUUUUCAAUUACCUCAACGUUUUCAACUUCAAUAUCAAACAAAUGAACAAGGUGAACUUCAAACACCAGUUAUUAUUCAUCGAGCUAUAUUAGGUUCAAUUGAACGUAUGAUGGCUGUUCUCACAGAAUCAUUUGGUGGAAAAUGGCCUUUCUGGUUAUCACCACGUCAAAUGGCAAUUGUACCUGUUUUUCCAUCAUUAGAUUCCUAUGCUCAAGAAGUUCAAAAGAAACUUUGGCUUGCUGGCUUUCAAGUUGAUUGUGAUUUAGAUCCAGGUACAACAUUAAAUAAAAAAAUACGCCAAAAUCAACUUGCUCAAUACAAUUUUAUUGGCGUUGUUGGUCAAACAGAACAAGCUAAUGGAACAAUUAAUAUUCGUACGCGUGAUAAUAAACAACAUGGUGAAUUUACAAUUGAUGAAGUCAUUAAGCGAUUUAGAGAAUUAGCUGAAACACGUACAAAUCAUGCUGAAGAUGAAUUUGCUGGCCCAUCUGCCGAGAGUAAUGUUGCUGGAGCAACAUCGAAAUUAGAACAUACAAAACUUUCUGAAAGUCAUGACGAUUAA
This is a messenger RNA of Rotaria sp. Silwood1, 3795 nucleotides long. The record is from the annotation of a GenBank genome assembly. NCBI's taxonomy places the organism in Eukaryota, Metazoa, Rotifera, Eurotatoria, Philodinida, Philodinidae.